GCCAGCUUGACAUCAUCCUCGACUCGUCUCCGCAGCAUGCUCCAAGUCGAGCCGUUCACGUUCAAAGUCAGCGAGGCCGACUUGACUGACCUCAACGCUCGUUUGGACAGAGCGCGCUUCGAUACUGAGGAGAUUGUACCGGGCGCUGACUUUGAGUACGGCGUACCGCUCGAAUGGACCAAGCAGACGACGCAGUACUGGCGCAAGCAGUACGACUGGCGCAAGCACGAAGCAUACAUCAAUUCGUUCCCACACUUUACAACCAAACUUGAUCGGGAUUCCAUCACGAUUCACUUUAUCCAUGUCAAGAGCAGUCAGCCGGAUGCUAUUCCCUUGCUAGCCUGUCAUGGCUGGCCCGGUAGCGUGUACGAGUUCUUCAAGGCCAUCAAGCCGCUCACUGAGCCAGGCAAGGGCAAGCAAGCCUUUCAUCUCGUCAUCCCAUCCAUGCCCGGCUUCCUGUGGUCGCAGCGGCCCACAAAGACAGGCUGGACGAUGAUCGACACCGCGCGCAUAUUCAAUGAGCUCAUGCUCGGAUUGGGCUACGACAAGUACGGCGUGCAAGCCGGAGAUUGGGGCAGUAUUGCAGUGAGGUGCAUGGCUGCAAAGCACCCGCAGCAUUGCAUCGCAGCCCAUCUCAACUUUCUGCCAGCUAAACCCCCUGGACCGCUUAAGCUACUGCCGCUUUCACCCUGGCUGAUCGAGAGGAUGCCUUGGUUUGUCUUCUCGGCGGUGCAGCGUGACAGGAUCCUGCGCACGCUACGAUAUCUCCAGGAAGGCUCAGGGUAUUAUGCGAUCCAGAGCACCAAGCCGGCGACGCUGGGUCACGCGCUCAUGGACUCCCCGGUGGGCUUGCUCAGCUGGAUCGGAGAGAAGUUCUUUUUCUGGAAGGAGGACGAGGCGGAGGAAGACGCGAUAUCGCUCGAUGAUGUGCUCACGAUGAUCACGCUGUAUUGGUUCACCAAGUGCAGCACGACAUCCUUUCUACCCUACAAGGAGCACGGCGACGAUGGCUUCCUUGUCUACCUGCAUCGGCGCGAUCUCUACAUGCCAUGUCCGACCGCCGUCUCUGGCUUUCCAGGUGAGAUUGCAAACAAUCCGGAGCGCUGGGCAAAGUCGACCGCCAACAUCAAGUGGUGGAAGAUGGCAGAUCGUGGCGGACACUUUGCCGCGCUCGAAGAGACUGACAUCUAUGUCGAUCACGUUCAGGAUGCGUUCAGCAAGAUCUGGCCUCUCAAGAGGUCGUCCAAGUUGUAGCUUAGCCUCCAUGCAUCGUAGCAUCACGGGA
Messenger RNA from Mixia osmundae IAM 14324, 1285 nucleotides. RefSeq lists its product as uncharacterized. The coding region runs from base 37 to 1254 and encodes 405 amino acids. The transcript is spliced from 3 exons. NCBI's taxonomy places the organism in Eukaryota, Fungi, Basidiomycota, Mixiomycetes, Mixiales, Mixiaceae. The record is from RefSeq and is a predicted model, not a curated record. Gene Ontology annotation, molecular function: epoxide hydrolase activity. Gene Ontology annotation, biological process: epoxide metabolic process.